CGCAGCCUGCCGUUGAGUAAGUCUCUGCAUACCCGUGCAAUUUGCAUUGACUGCGCAAUCGGGCUCGCGCAGGAGGCGCUGCUUCCGUUACUUCGACACGUCACACCAUGGGGCAAGCGAAUGGCAAGGAGCGUGCUGAGGACGGCUCAGCAGGCCAUCGUCGCACGCCCUCCGCCGGUGCUGGUUCAUCUGGCUCAUCCUCGCACCCCCGUUGGCCGAAAGGAUUCGAUGGCGGUGCGCUCGAGCCGCAAGGCGUAUAUACUGGCAUACAGGACUAUUCCCAUGACGUCGUCAAGAGGCUCAUUACCAGUCGGCGCUUAGCGCCGUUCUACGCUGGUGCUGAGGACGAUGAGACGUAUGCACACGUCUUUGAUGGGGAGGUGGAGCAGACAGAAUGUCCUAUUUGCUUCUUGAACUACCCUUCGCCAUGUAAUCAGACACGUUGUUGCGAGCAGCCAAUCUGCAGCGAGUGCUUUGUGCAGAUGAAGCGUGCGGACCCAAAUCACACCAAUCCGCCUUCGUCAGAACCUGCUGCUUGCCCAUUCUGUAUGCAGAGCAAUUUCGGAGUGGUUUACCAUCCGCCGCAAGCGCUUCUCGAUGGACAUCGCCUGCAGGGUGGAGGGCAAAGCAGCCGACGCGCUAUCCACCCUAGCAGCUCGAUCCCUCAAUCAACUUCUGGUGUUCCAGGCGUGUCUAUGACCAUGCCAGAAGGCAGCGCUAUCGACUCUUCCUUUUCAAUUCGAGAUGCCGCCUCGCCCACGUCACCAGCAACUGAGCACCGGCGACGCAAGUCGUUCAACCACUCGGAUCCCGAAGUCGUCACAAUCGACAUGAUCCGGCCUGACUGGCAAGCUAAGCUGGCUUCGGCACAGGCAGCCAUUGCGCGGCGUGCCAAUCGGCGCAUCAUCAUGCGCCAGGUCGGCGACCGCCUCAUCCCCGUGGGCAUCAGCAGCAGCCGGCUCGGCCAAGAGCUGCCAGCAGGGACGGGCCCCGGCGGCGCUAUCAUUCUGCAGCAGGGACAGGAGCUGGCGCUGCCGCCGGGGUUCCAGGCUACAGCUGCUGAGCAGCGCGGCGAGAGGAGGCGCUCAGGCACGGGGAGAAGGCAGCAGGAGAUUGCACGCUAUCUGCACACGCUGAGCGCUGGUCAGGACUUGGAAGAGGCAAUGAUGAUGGAAGCGAUGCGCCUCAGUUUACUCGAGCACGAAGAGCAGCAAAGGCGGCAAGCGGAGGAAGCUCGAAGACAGCGGCAAGCACAGCCCCAGCAAACGCCGCAAGUGUGUGUCGACACAAGCGCAACAGCACCCCCGCAGCAAGCCCCUACACCCUCUUCUUCCCCAUCUUCGCACGCAGCAAACAACAACCAUCCAUCGUCCGCAGCAGCUGCUCCGCAACUUUUUCAAUCAUCGACUCCUGAUUCGACGCACCCUUCUGCUGGAAGCCACUCACCUACAGUCGAGUCCGGCGCGCCAACCGCACCUCUUCUUGACCUUGGAGUGCCGGCACUAUCUGUGGAGGCUACGCUUUCGCGGGGAGAGAGGGUGAGCAUGCUUCAGUCGAGUAGCAUGAUGCAGGACUUGGCAGAGUUGCUAGGCACAAGUGCAAUUGGAGAAAGUAUCACCGACUCUAGCGCUGCGAACGGCGUUUCGACCACCCCAGCGGCACCACCGCGGUCAGUAGGUGCGGACACAGCGACUUCCCACCCGCAUACAGCGACUGUAGUCCCGCCUCCUGCGCCCGUCGACAUACCCACACCCGUGCCCGAGGUGAAUACAGGAUCAUCGAGAUCUUCAGCGGGGAUAGGGGCAGCUGCGCUUUCUGCUGCUGCUGCGGCGGCGGCGGCGGCCAAUAGCUCUGGGACAGGCGCUGGCAGGUCCAAAUCGAAUGGCUCAUCGCACGCUUCUUUGGAGCGUAUCGGAAAGAUCCUGCCCAAGCCUGCUACUAAUGCUCUUCGGAGCCAUCAUGCCGGUGGCGCAGCAGCGAGUGCUGCCAGCCCCAGCGGGAGCAAGGGAGAUGGCAGCCCUACUCUACAAGGGUACGCAAGGCUUGAUGAUGACAACAAUAGCAACAGUGGCGAUGCAGGCGGUGCUGCGGGAGCAUCAGCAGAUCAGUUGCGCACCGCCUCGUCCGGGGCCAAGUUUGCGAUUUCGUGAUGCAUGGCAUUGCAUUGACACGCAAGUCGCAAGCGGCGACUCUUUCAAAGGACACCCCCCCCCCUUCCCCUUCCCCAAAUCCAUCUAUCUUGCAACGCGCGUCAACCCCUCCACAUCCAGCUUGCACAAGCUCUGUCCAGUUCAAGCCACGCUCUUACAUUCCACGCGUCGGGCAUUUGCACACUCCGA
Messenger RNA from Tilletiaria anomala UBC 951, 2339 nucleotides. RefSeq lists its product as uncharacterized. Lineage: Eukaryota; Fungi; Basidiomycota; Exobasidiomycetes; Georgefischeriales; Tilletiariaceae. Gene Ontology annotation, cellular component: cytoplasm. Bases 108 to 2150 code for a protein of 680 amino acids. The record is from RefSeq and is a predicted model, not a curated record. The transcript has 3 exons.